AUGUUUUUCAUCUUCGAGCCUAUUGGCCAACUGCUGCCUGGUCGUCACGCUGUACACGUCAACCUCAAUAUAGAGUGCACCCCCGUUUACUUGUUGUUCCGCCGCGUGCCGCGCCACCGGCCCACCCAGUCUCCCACUCACACUACAUCUUCCCAUUCCCGGAAACACGCUACCUAGGCACGAGUCAGCUCUCAAGCAACCCCGUCCUGCGUCGAGGUCAGCCAAUCAGUAUCAGCAUGCUUGCUUCGACGAUCGCGGGACGUGCCGCCGUGAGGGCUUCGCGCCAAGGCCAGCGGACGGUGGCUGCCAAGCUCACCAGCGGCGCCAUCAGCGCAGCGUCCCCUUGCUCCAACGUCCGCUCCCCGCUCCCGGGGGCCUACCGAGAGACCACGGAGUUGUGGCACAACGACAAAGCAGCAGAUGCGCCCACGGAUGUUGUUGAGUGGGUCUGGGAUAACCGACAAUUUCGGCCGAACCCCGCCCCCCCCGCCCCAAAGACCGUCAAGAACGAGGCGGAGCUGACGAAACUGCUGGCUUCGGAUGGUCUCGUCGUGGUCAAGUUCCACGCCAUCCUGUGCGACGCUUCGAGGGCGGUGGAGGGGAGGUUCAGGCAGACCGCGGCUGAGUUUGGCGACAUGGACAACAAGCAGGUCACCUUCGCUGACGUGUGCUUCGACAGCAACCGGCAGCUGUGCAAGAGGAUGGGCAUCAAGUCGGUUCCCCACGUGCAGAUCUUUUCUGGCUCCAAGGGUAAGAUUGCGGACUUCAGCAUAGCGCCGCUGCAGUACAACACCUUGACCUCCCUGCUCAGCGAGCGGCGGGAUUCGGUGGCUGCCGGGGGACAGCUGUAG
This is a messenger RNA of Ectocarpus siliculosus, 851 nucleotides long. NCBI's taxonomy places the organism in Eukaryota, Phaeophyceae, Ectocarpales, Ectocarpaceae. The record is from the annotation of a GenBank genome assembly.